AGUAUGUCCAACCUGAAUGACAUCCCAGCAUGGAGUUUGGACGACUGUAAGGCUAGGCAGAGGGUCGUGCGGAGGAGGAUUACCAGCCUACACACUCGAAUCAAUGCCAUCGUGACGGGUGGAUUGUCCCGACGAGAUGCAGAGAGACAUCUAGCCGACGCACGAACCUUCCUUGUGGAAUUAGAGGCCAUCCAUGAUAGGAUCAUCGAGUUUUUGGACGAAGAUGAUGACGCAGCUGUGCAUACUCAGACCACGCAACAUCUUACUUAUGCUGCUACCGUGGACUCUGCCUCGUCUUUGGUCGAGAACUAUUUGACCCUACGCCUAGGUGACCCUGCCUCAGUAAUUGUCGAGACACCCGAAGAGAUUACAAGACGACAAGCCCUGCAGGCAGCUGAACAGCGACUCCGAGACGCACGAGUGGAGUUGGAGGAGGCAGAGAAGGCUUACGUCGAUUUAGGAGGUCAGAUCACACCUCAAGAUGGAUCAGAGAUCGGGCCCUCAGAUUCAGCCUCACAGAUCGGUGCUCGUCCAAUUCACAAGUUUGAGCACUAUCCGAUUGGCCCUGCCCUUCCCGCUGAUGCAUGGAUUGAGACGUAUCUGGCUGGUCAAGAGAAGCCCUUCGUUCCAGAGGAAGGCGAUCGGUCUUCCGUGACGGUCCAGUUGGAAGUCUAUUCUGGCCGGGCACUCGACUGGUUUAGCUGGAUCGGCAUGUUCUAUGCCCUAGUUCAUAUUGCACGCCAGACAGCAAGUGAAAAGCUGGCCAUUCUCAAGAAUUAUCUGAAGGGAGACCUAGCAGACAUCGUACACGGCCACGGAGGUGGAGAACAGGGAUACAAGGAGGCGCUUCAGCGUCUCAAGAGCACGUGCGGUAACCGUACGGUCAUUCAUGCAGCUCAUUUGCAGGCGCUUGACAGAAUGGAGGCUCCCCGAAACGAUCCGCAAUCUUUCAAACGAUUCGCCGAACGAGUUCGUACCCAUGUCUUCAAUCUCGCCACUAUAGGAGAAUCAGGCCACGUAGACAUUAUUGAGAGGUUGACACUGAAGCUGCAACUUACCGACCGCUUAGCCUGGAACGACAAGCGAGGGUUAGAGCUCGAUCAAAGUACGAUCAACGAUUGUGGGCGUUGGCUGAAGACACGGGCGGUGUCAUAUCAGAACGCAUAUGCCAUCUCCGAUGAACAACAUCAUCCAGCCUCCAAGAGCGGCCAACACUGGCCACAAGGACAGCAGCGGUCACAACACAGGAGAAGCGCCAGUACUCAUCAUGGAAUGUCCAGCGUGCGUGGACAGACGGAUCAUGGUUCGACUGAACUAAAGGAGAGGAGGCCGGCGGAUGCUCCACAGUGUUUCAAAUGCGAGGGAGCCCAUCGACUAGAAGAAUGCCAGUUCUUCAGGGAUCUGCCGGUUAGUGACCGGAUGACUUUCGUACAGCGGCGUGGAUUAUGCUACAAAUGUUUCGUAAUCCGGCACGGAGCAAUGCACUGUACCUUUAAGAAGACCUGCGGGGUGGAAGGGUGUAGUUUGAAUCACCAUCGUCUCUUACAUAGGAACCAGGGGCAUUCAGAUCGGACAGUUCGGCCCCACACUCUACGCUCUACGCCACGACAGAUCGGCUUCAAGAUUAUUCGGUUGGAUGCUCUCGACGCGGAAUGA
Messenger RNA from Daphnia magna, 1656 nucleotides. RefSeq lists its product as uncharacterized. The record is from RefSeq and is a predicted model, not a curated record. Bases 4 to 1656 code for a protein of 550 amino acids. The transcript has a single exon. NCBI's taxonomy places the organism in Eukaryota, Metazoa, Arthropoda, Branchiopoda, Diplostraca, Daphniidae.